Messenger RNA from Lytechinus pictus (painted urchin), 4415 nucleotides. RefSeq names its product G-protein coupled receptor GRL101-like. NCBI's taxonomy places the organism in Eukaryota, Metazoa, Echinodermata, Echinoidea, Temnopleuroida, Toxopneustidae. The transcript is spliced from 13 exons. Gene Ontology annotation, molecular function: G protein-coupled peptide receptor activity; protein binding. The coding region runs from base 132 to 2150 and encodes 672 amino acids. Gene Ontology annotation, cellular component: plasma membrane. Gene Ontology annotation, biological process: adenylate cyclase-activating G protein-coupled receptor signaling pathway; hormone-mediated signaling pathway; activation of adenylate cyclase activity. The record is from RefSeq and is a predicted model, not a curated record.
CCAUUUUGUCCAACUUCCAAACAGACUACAAGUGCAUACCAGCCGUUGAUAUCUGCGUGACAGUAGGAUGGUACCAAGGAAUCGUAUGUGUACCAACACCGAUUGCACCAACCCCAUCAUCUGUACGGUGUAUGAAUGUGUCUACUGAACGAACCAGGACUACUCUAUCUCCUUUCGAAGUAAUAGGUGCAUUGGGUAGUAGGUUGGAUGAACUCGCCCAUAUCACAACGGAAAUAGAUGAAGAUUUCGAAAUGGGUCUUAAGAAUCUCGCCGGGCUGUACCUGUACGCUCAGCUUAACAACUUAGAACUUCACCCCGAGCACAUAUUGAGCCGGCAAAGACAGGUUACACUCUUAUUCCUAUAUGAGAUGAAUUUACUCUCCAUUGAAGACAACGCCUUCAGCGGAUUUCCACGCAUUAUAACACUAAUCUUAGGGGUCAACAAGAUUCAGGAGAUCAGAAAUACUGCUUUUACAGGUUUGCAGCAACUACAGUAUCUGAAUCUUCGAUUUAACGAGAUAUCUUCGAUUGAAAGUGGUACGUUCGCACAUCUCAGAAAUCUUUUCUUCUUGGAACUGAAUGAUAACUCUCUCUCCUACCUGCAGCCGGGUGUAUUUUCUGGAUUGGUAAACCUUCGAGCUCUGGCUCUCUUCAACAAUGAAAUCCGAGGGAUUGAUAAAGGAGUUUUCGACGACCUGGAGGAAUUGCAAUUCUUGUAUCUCCAGUCAAAUAACAUUAGCGACAUCCAAAUCGGAGCAUUUUCUGAUCUAGGAAACCUAAGAAUCUUGAAUUUGGCAUCGAAUUCCAUCAGCCUUCUGAAAAGGGGAGUAUUCACAGGACUGCGAUCUCUCCAGUAUCUAUUCUUAACUAACAACAACAUCUAUGUUAUCGAAGGACACGCCUUUAAAUCUCUGUCGGAACUCCAGUAUUUGUUUUUCCUCGGUACUGAAUUGGGAGCUGUAGAUCCUAAUGCACUAACUGGACUUAAAUCAUUGGAGAAAAUGUCUACCUCUGACAAUCGCCUGUGUUGCCUUCUAGCGGAAAACACCACUUGUGCGAGGACAUCCCCGACCAGUCCCUUGGACACCUGUAGCGGGUUAUAUCCAAACUUGGCCUUGAGAAUUGCAGGAUGGGUCAUGGGUUUAUUUGCUAUAGCUGGCAACGGCGCUGUUCUCUUUAUUCGGCUUCGGGAUAGAAACAAAGUACCGAAUAAAGUCCAGAACACUAUGAUUAUUAGCUUAGCCGUUGCUGACAUCCUAAUGGGGAUUUACAUGAUAAUCAUCACUUCUGCCGAUCUGAAGUUUGGAAAUGAAUUCUACCUGAGGGCCCCUCAGUGGCGAGAAUCCCACGUGUGUCGGGUUGCUGGUUUUCUAGGGUUUCUAUCUAGUGAGGCAUCGGUCCUAACGCUGACGUUGAUAACCAUAGAUAGGUUCAUGAGCAUCAUGUUUCCAUUUAAGCCAGAGCUGAAGAUUCGGCAUAAGGGGUCUAUGAUUCUAGUUGCUGCAAUCUGGUCGUUCACUGUAUUGUUGAGCUUUGGACUGGUUAUUGUUACAUCAUACAGACCUGACGUGUACGGACUUUCCGAUGUUUGUCUUGGUCUGCCGCUGCACGUGGAGGCGAAGGAUACUGGAGUAUUAGAAAUCAUUGGAGAAUUUUUCUUCGAAUAUCGCGUGGAUUACAGGAUAGACGAAAGCAGGUCCAGGCCUCCGUGGUUGUUUUCCAUCAUCAUAUUCAUAGGUUUUAAUCUUGUUUCCUUCACUUUUAUAUUGAUCUGUUAUAUCAUGAUAUUCGUCAAAUCUACUAGAGCUUCAAAGAAUGUUCGCAACAGCAAAUCCAUGAACCAAGAAACUAAAUUAGCUGUUCGUAUGGCGAUGAUCGUUGCUACAGACCUCGCGUGUUGGAUGCCAGUCAUCAUCAUGGGUAUCCUUUCUCAGACCGGUGCAGUCACCCUCGAUCCUUCGCUCUAUGCUUGGACAGUGAUUCUCAUUGUCCCUAUCAAUUCCUCAAUCAAUCCCUUCCUAUAUACCUUCAUCAUGUACAUCGAAGGCAUGAAGGCGAUAACGAAAUCAAGGAUGAAAGAUGACAAAAUCAAUUUAGAAGAAGUAAAAAACGACCACAUAUGUGAAACAUCCCUAUGUAAUCAGAAGUAAUAACUAAAUGCCUAACACUUAGCCUUUAGGACGUGCAAUAACCGAAUUCCGCCCGAAUCGAACUUUUGUCAACUACUUACUGCUAGUGGGAUAUGAUUUAAGUGCUCUGUGGAAGGAAUUACUAGUUUUAACCCGUACUAAUUUUUGUCUGGUUACCAGUUUCUUAUCUAUAUCCUUGUACAGUACGUCUUAUUUGUUUGUCCUCAUUAUUUAAAAAAUGAAGUAGGUUUUGCUUUGUAUUAUUCGUAAAGAAUGGGCCUCUAGUUGGUCCAAAAAAAUGCUUAAUCAAAGAGAACAAUUCCCCUAGAAAGGGGCGGCGUCAGGAUGUUUCGAUGGGAGGGGGAGGUCUAGGGGCAAUUUAAAAUAAAUAGUGCGGUAUAUUCCAUUUUCAAUUAAAGAACCGGGCCGGGCUAGAAGUCAUACGACGAAGAAGACACCAUAUGACCCCCUCCCCUUUUUUUCUUUAUUAAUAGAGAAUCUGUAGGAAGCUCUGUUUAUAAUAAAAACGGGUUUUUUUUAUCAGAAACAGUGCAAUGGUCGUAGAAAUUUACUUAGUCAAUGUUAUCGAACCCUAACUAAUUUUGCAAAUUGUAUUCGCCGUAUGGCAUGAAAUUUGUUACAAAUUGUCGAUGUGUUUUAGUACAUUCCUUUGUUUAAAUUUGCUCGUCUGCGUCCGUGUGGGUGAGGGUGUGUGUGGGUUAUCAUGGUAAAGCUAGAGUCUUUUCGUAGAUUUGACAAAACUCAUUUUCCAUUCCACACUCGUAUUACCUGUUGAAAACAAAUAUAACAUGCUUUACUUCUGAUGUAUAGUCUCGUUACAGUCUACUGAAACCACAAACAAAGAUCACAAUGCUUGAUAUGUCGCCGUUAGGUAAAGUCCCUCUUUUUGCAAUUCACUAUGUACUUUAUCAUGCUUUUUUGCACCAUGAAUGUAAUAUCCAGCCCAAUUGGACAUAGUUAAAGGACAAGUCCACCCCAACAAAAAAUUGAUUUGAAUAAAAAGAGAAAAAUCCAACAAGAACAGCACUGAAAAUUUCAUCAAAAUCGGAUGUAAAAUAAGAAAGUUAUGACAUUUUAAAGUUUCGCUUAAUUUCACAAAAUAGUUAUAUGCACAUCCUGGUUGGUAUGCAAAUGAGGAGAGUGAUGACGUCAUCCACUCACUAUUUCUUUUGUAUUUUAUUAUAUGAAAAAUGAAAUAUUCUAAUUAUCUCCUCAUUGUCAAGUGAAACAGUAAUUAAUUCCUCCCUGAACAUGUGGAAUUAGCAUUGUUUAACACUAUAUGAUUCAGUAAAGUCGGUCCCUAUGGUCAAAUCUGUAAAAAAUUAAAUAUUGUAUAAUUCAAACAAUAAAAAACAAAAGAAAUAGUGAGUGAUGGACAUCAUCGAUUGACUCAUUUGCAUGUCACUGAGUUGUGCAUAUCACUGUUUUGUGAAAAAUAAGCGAAACCUAAAAAUGCCAUAACUUUCUUAUUUUACAUCCGAUUUAGAUGAAAUUUUCAGUGUUAUGCUAGUUUGAUUUUUCUCUAUUUACUCAAAUCAACAUUUUGCUGGGGUGGACUUGACCUUUAAGUAUUUUGAACAAUAUGGGCUUGUGAUGCAACAGUGAUCUUCAUUGGUCGUUGGCACUUUAAAUUGAAAACCUCGGUAUCUCAGUCCCACGCACAAAGAAUAGCUGGGGGCAAUCCCACAAACUAACCAGAUAAAGCGCAAAAUAAUAAAUACGCGAAGUGGGAACUAGACCAUGAGGUUAAAGUAAAUUGCAUAUUAGGCGAGUACUAGUCGAAGUGAUGAUUAGACCAUUUGAUAAUUGGACCAAAUCUAAAGUAGAUCAUGUGAGUAUAUACGGUUUUAGUCGAAUUUGAAUAUUAGACGAUCUGCUAUUAUAUGAACAACCCUUUAUUGCAAUUACAAAACUAUGCGAAUUAUCAAUUAAAAAAACAAUGUUUUAAUACUUUGAAUAACGAAGGUUUAAUUCCGUGUACUGGUGUUUGAUAAGGUGUUUAUAGAGAUUAUGUAAAAAACGCAAAACCUAAAUAUCAAACUAAUGAAAAGAAAUAGCGCUAAGAGGGACCUAAGUUUGUUUGUUGUUUUCGCUUUGGUUAUUUUGUCAUUUCAUUUUUAUCUUAUUCACUGCAUUGAUUUAUUUAAUUGGUUGUGCAUUUGAGCGGUUAACUGGCAUUCUGGUUUGAUAAUUAUAUAAUCGAUUUUUUUGUCCGUUCACUGCUGUUAAGUAAUGUAUAUUAAAUAAGGAUGUUCGUUGAAUAAA